GAGUGUCUUGCUUGCUUGAGUUGAAUGAAAUGAAUUGAAUGUGACAUGGCGUCGACCAAGAUAUAUCACGGAUAAUUCUUGUUUUAAUGACAGUGGCCUCUUUUAGUAUUUUAUUACUGAGGCCGUAAUAAAUCGUACAUUUGCAUUGAUGGUAAUGCAUGCAAGGAAACCGCAGCGAAUAAGCGAUGGGUACUUUGAGAAGCACCAAGCCCAUCCGUAUCAGAAAUACAAUACCAAAAGUGAUAGAAGGGCAAACGAGUAUGUACCUUCUGACAACCGAUAUACACCACUCCGAUCCCCAAAUGGCAAUGUCUCAGUACAUGGCCAUGGGGCCCACACAGGCCAUGCGGGGCAUGGACACCACCACUACAGUCAUGUGGUUGAUGAAAGAGGAUAUGCAACAUCUAGAAAUACCUAUAUACAGAAAGGUUCUGAAAAGGAGAGAGAUAGAGACUAUAAAUCCUCUAGAAAUAAGUACACAGAUAGUGUCAGAUCCCCAAAGGAGAAACGUGAGAGAAUCAAAGAAAGUGAACGAGAGAGAAGUAAUCAUGAACGAAGUGAAUCAGAGAAAAAGAAUAGGACUAGUGGCAUAAACAUAAGUGUUAAUAGAAGUAGUAAAUAUGAUAAAAGAAGUGCUCCCUCAGGGAGUGUGCCUUCUGGCAGUGAAUGGUCAGAGCAUAUUAGUUCUUCAGGAAAGAAGUAUUAUUAUAACUGUAUCAGUGAAGUGUCACAGUGGGAGAAGCCCCGGGAGUGGGACACAAGAAGGACAUCAUCCAAAGAUUCUACAUAUUCAUCCAGAAGCAAUAGAGAAAAACGAUCCAGUUCUCGAUCAGGCAGAAGAGAAGUGGAGAAACCAAAUAAAAGAGCCAAUAGCGGGUCGGAGAGGUACUGGAACAACGGCGGCAGGGAGGACGACCCGCACGACCGACCUCGACCAAAACUAUCGUCGGCGCCUCACGAAGGAAAAGAUGGGCAGUCUUUACAAGACAUGGACAUAUCUCCGGACCGCAGUACGCCGCUCUCCGAGAACUCGUACGGCGGGCGGGACGGCAACUCCGCGGCGCGGAACAACGCGGACAGCAACGCGGUGCCGCCCGUCGUCGUGCUCGACAAUUCUAACCAACCGAGUGGGUCGUUGCUGGCGGCGGCCCUGCCUCGCAUCGUGGCGGCGCCGACGGUGUCGAUGCCGGCAGCGAGCACGGCCGCGCCGACGGCGGCCAACAACGGCGGCGCCACGCCCGAGGGCAGCGGCGGCGGCUCGCCGCACCGCGACGCCGGCCCGCCCACGCCCACGCACUCGGAGAACACCGACCCGCACGCGCCGCCGCUGCAUCUCGACACGGCGCUGCCGCGGAAAAUGGAGUGCCUGGGCAGCUACUCGUCAGUGGUGGGCGGCGCGCUGCACCACCCGCAGGCGCCCGCGCUCACGCCGUCGCUCGUCAACUACGUGCGCGCCGACCUCACGGCGCACGUCUCCGGCUGGCCCGCCGACAUUCUCGAGAAACAGGCAAAUAAGUACACUGAAGAAGCCUAUCAACUGGGGUGUCUACAGUGCACGCGCGUGUCCGCAGAACUGAAGUGCUCGCGCUCGCUCGUACGCCACACCGAGAUACAAGCCACCUUACAAGAGCAGAAGAUCAUGUACCUGCGGCAGCAGAUCUCGCGGCUGGAGGAGCUCAAGUCGCAGAACUCGUUCAUGUCCUCGUCCGAGGACUAGGGGCGUGCGCGGGGCGCCGAGCCCGCCGCGCCCGAGCCAGCGCCCGCGCCCCGCCCCCGGCUAGCGCCCCACGCGCCCACCUCACGUGAGGACCUUUUCAUUUACCUAUCAAUGCUAAACAUUGUUCAUUCCGUUCUCUUUCUAUGUAAUUUAGAUCGAAUGAUUAACUGUUAAAUGUGUUGUGUGAUUUGGUGUUAAAUUCUAAGCAAUUGUUCUCGUGAAAAUCGGCACGAUUGGUCAAAUUGGGUUUAAACUAUUAUUUUACAAUUCUAUGACAUGUACAUGAUUAUUGUUAAUGAAUGACAUGAAUGGUAGGUAAGUCUACAGUACGUUGAAGUGAGCGAGGGAGCUCUCGCGCCGCGCUCCGUUCACUAAUUAGACUGACUCUUCACUUCACACUUA
Molecule: messenger RNA, 2119 nt
Organism: Cydia amplana
Lineage: Eukaryota; Metazoa; Arthropoda; Insecta; Lepidoptera; Tortricidae
Gene: wcy
Product: WW domain-containing adapter protein with coiled-coil homolog
Exons: 10
Coding region: 149-1717 (522 amino acids)
Biological process (GO): regulation of autophagy; positive regulation of TORC1 signaling
Cellular component (GO): nucleus
Molecular function (GO): RNA polymerase II complex binding; chromatin binding
Source: RefSeq, a predicted model, not a curated record